AAUUCUCAGUCCAAACAAUCUCUAUUCAUGCUCUGAGUAUACUGGCUAGUUAAUUCAAAUAGCUAGCAAUGGAGAUUCAAGAAAACCCGACGCCGGAGAAAGAGAGCAAACGGGCCGGGCACAGCGGCCCACAUGUGACCGGCAGCAAGAUGAUGAGGAGUGACAGCAGCAGAAGCGCAAGGUUCAUGCGAGACGAUCAGGACUAUGUGGAAGUGACACUGGAUGUUUGCGACGACGACACCUUUGUUCUUCGGAACAUUAGAGGAGCUGAUCAGCGUGGAUCGGCAAGGCUCUCUAGCCGACCAUCUCUUGCUUCUCAACUCUGUUUUAAGCUCAAGAAAGUCUCACAUGAACUGAGGCGCAUGAAAUCUUCCUUGAGCUUCAAGACGGUCGACAGGCCAACCAAGCCGGGUGUUGCUGGUGCCCUUAAGGGACUCAAGUUCAUGACCAAAAAUUUGUGCAGUGAAGGUUGGCAGGAGAUUGAAAUGAGGUUCGAUCAAUUAGCCGUAGAUGGUACUCUUUCUAAAUCGGUCUUUGCUCAAUGCAUAGGGAUGAAGGAGUCGAGUGAGUUCGCGUGCGAGGUGUUUGAUGCAUUGGCUCGUCGGAAAGGAAUAACAUCAUGUUGUGUGACCAAGGAAGAGUUGAGAAAAUUUUGGGAACAAAUUUCAGAUCACAGCUUCGAUGCCAGGCUUCAGACGUUCUUCGACAUGGUGGAUAAAAAUGCAGAUGGUAGAAUAUCAGAAGAAGAGGUGAAAGAGAUUAUUACAUUAAGUGCCUCUGCUAAUAAUCUGUCAAAAAUUCUUGAACAAGCUGAGGAAUAUGCAGCACUAAUCAUGGAAGAGUUUGAUCAUGACAAUCUUGGAUAUAUUGAUUUGUACAACUUGGAAAUGCUACUUCUUUCAGGCCCAACCCAGUCUUCCAACCUAGAAACAGACACCCACAUUCAGAGCCGGUUGCUAAGUGAAAAACUGGUUCCAACCCAAGAGCACAACCCUAUAAGGCGGUGGUGCCGGCGGCUGUCCUACUUCGUUGAGGAUAAUUGGAGGCGGAUUUGGGUCAUUGUGCUAUGGCUUUUGAUAUGCAUGGGACUCUUUGCUUGGAAAUUCAUUCAGUAUAGAAAUAGGGAGGUCUACCAUAUAAUGGGCUACUGUGUGUGCAUUGCCAAAGGUGGAGCUGAGACCCUGAAGUUCAACAUGGCCCUGAUUCUUCUACCAGUAUGCAGAAAUACAAUCACUUGGCUAAGAAGCAAGACCAAGUUCGGGGGUGUAGUUCCCUUUGAUGACAACAUCAAUUUUCACAAGGUGAUCGCCUUUGGGAUUGCAAUAGGGGUCGGUCUACAUGCAGGUUCUCAUCUUACAUGCGACUUUCCCAAGCUACUGCACUCGACUAACGAUCAAUAUGACAAGAUGAAGCCAUUUUUCGGCAAAAAAAGACCGGAUGACUACUGGUGGUUUGUGAAGGGAACUGAGGGCUGGACUGGGGUGAUUAUGGUGGUACUAAUGCUAGUUGCAUACACAUUGGCGCAACCAUGGUUCCGUCGCAAUCGCCUAAGAAACCUCCCUAAAACCCUGAAGAAACUCACAGGAUUCAAUGCGUUUUGGUACUCACACCAUCUAUUUGUCAUAGUGUACAUCCUCUUUAUUGUCCAUGGAUACUUUCUCUACCUCUCCAAGAACUGGGACACGAAAACAACAUGGAUGUAUUUGGCUUUUCCGAUCAUAAUGUAUGCAUCUGAGCGCUUACUUCGCGCUUUCAGAUCAGGCUACAAAACUGUUAAGAUUUUAAAGGUCGCUGUUUACCCAGGAAAUGUUUUGGCAUUGCAUAUGUCUAAACCGCAAGGACUAAAAUACACUAGUGGGCAGUACAUUUACAUAAAUUGUUCUGUUAUUUCACCAUUUCAAUGGCAUCCAUUCUCGAUUACUUCAGCUCCAGGAGAUGACUAUCUAAGCGUUCAUAUUCGCACCUUGGGUGAUUGGACAUCUCAGCUCAAAUACAUAUUCUCUCAGGUCUGUCAACCUCCUUCUAUAGAACAUAGUGGUCUUCUAAGAGCUGAUGCUGAACCGGCCAAUAAUAUCCAAACGAGGAUGCCGAGACUCCUUAUUGAUGGUCCAUAUGGUGCACCAGCACAAGACUACAAAAACUAUGAGGUUAUCCUACUUGUAGGACUUGGAAUUGGAGCAACUCCACUAAUAAGCAUACUUAAAGAUGUUCUUAACAACAUUAAGCGACAAAAAGAAUUAGAAGCUCAAAUUUUGGCAGAAAAUGGUGUUAAAAGAAAGUCUAGUUCUUUUGUAACGAGACGAGCUUAUUUUUAUUGGAUCACUAGAGAGCAAGGCUCUUUUGAGUGGUUUAGGGGUGUAAUGAAUGAAGUGGCGGAGAAUGACCUAGAUGGCGUCAUUGAGCUUCACAACUACUGCACAAGUGUUUAUGAAGAAGGAGAUGUUAGAUCUGCUUUUAUUACUAUGCUUCAAUCAAUAAAUCACGCCAAAAAUGGUGUAGAUGUUGUUUCAGGAACUAGGGUGAAGACGCAUUUUGCUAGACCAAAUUGGCGUAAUGUUUUUAAGUAUGUGGCUGUGAGACACCCUGAUCAAAGAGUUGGGGUGUUCUAUUGCGGUGCGCAUGGAUUAGUUGGGGAAUUAAAGAGGCUAGCUCAGGAUUUUUCAAGAAAAACUGAGACCAAGUUUGAUUUCCACAAAGAGAACUUUUAGUUACACCCUAGCCAUAGAUCUCUUUUAGGAUAUAUUAGGGUAUACAUACAUGUAAUCUAUAAGCAUUAUUGAUAUCAUUCAUAAUUCCUUCAAAUUAUUCUGUUCAUCAAAUCUUCCAAGCUGUAUAGUUGCAAACUAGAAUAUAAUGAAGCUGGUGGUUACUGAAU
Molecule: messenger RNA, 2875 nt
Organism: Argentina anserina (silverweed cinquefoil)
Lineage: Eukaryota; Viridiplantae; Streptophyta; Magnoliopsida; Rosales; Rosaceae
Product: respiratory burst oxidase homolog protein B
Exons: 12
Coding region: 69-2708 (879 amino acids)
Cellular component (GO): plasma membrane
Molecular function (GO): peroxidase activity; NAD(P)H oxidase H2O2-forming activity; calcium ion binding
Source: RefSeq, a predicted model, not a curated record